AAAUCGCGUCUCGACACAGCGCGAGAGUCCAUUAAGCAGUACACAAGCCAAGCCGACCCCUCCUUGGAUCGGUCUGCUAGACUUAGCCAAUCACAUAACGGGAAAACCGCGAUGGGAUCCACGCCGCCGUGAAGAAGCACGAGUUUCCACUCGUGUUUCUUGAUUCAGCUCGGCUCUGUCUACCCGCAUCGUCCGAAUGCCGAGCCUGCGUGACGUUUCCACCAAUUAGGUAGCUAUGACCAUCAGUAUGGUACACCCUAGAGAGUCCUCAAUCCAAAAUUCAGGGGCAUGCACGACGAGCAUAAUCUUUUUAAGAGUCAAAAAAGGAGCGUGAGUGAAACACGGCUCCAAUAUCACCUAAGGAAAUCUCCCUCCAUUCUCCAAAAGUAUGAAGCUGUGGGCGCUUCAUCUUCUUGCUCUGUGUCUUCUCUUCCAAUCCGGACUCUCGCAAACGGUGGUCAAGUCGCUUCCCGGAUUUCCUGGCGACCUCCCUUUUUAUCUCGAAACCGGAUACAUCGGAGUCGGGGAGCUGGAAGAUGUUCAGCUGUUUUAUUACUUUGUCGAGUCGGAGAGGCGUCCGAAGGACGACCCUCUGGUGCUGUGGCUCACCGGCGGCCCCGGUUGCUCCGCUCUCUCCGGAUUGUUGUACGAGAUCGGUCCAUUUACGUUCAAUUACGGCAAUUCUACUCGAUACAGACCAACCCUAAAAUUGAAUGAUUAUUCAUGGACCAAGGUGGCCAAUAUUAUAUUCCUAGAUCAGCCCGUCGGAACCGGAUUUUCCUACGCAAAUAGCUGGGAAAGCUACGAUAUAAACGACUACGUUUCGGCCGCCGAAACUUAUGAAUUUCUGAGGAAGUGGCUGAAGCUCCAUCCUGAGUUUCUGGACAACCCGCUCUACAUUGCUGGGGAUUCUUACUCGGGCAUCAUUGUUCCAAUGGUCACUCUGCAAGUUGUUAAAGGGAAUAAAGCCGGGUUGGAGCCUGAAAUGAAUCUUGAGGGCUACAUGCUCGGAAACCCUUUAACAAGGGAGUAUAGUGACCUCAACUCGAGAGUCCCGUUUGCUCAUUUGAAGGGUCUUAUAUCUGAUGAGCAGUAUGAGUCGGCUAAAAUUGAUUGUAACGGCGAUUACAUAAACGUCGAUGAAAGCAAUGCCGAUUGCGUCGACGAUCUUAAAGCUGUGACCAUGUGCCUGGAGGACCUAGAUACGGCAAACAUACUGGAACCGAGCUGCGUGACUCAGACUCCCAAGUCGACCUUGGGUGAUGCGUGGGAACCCAGCUUAAUAAAUCAAGACCGUUCACUGCUACUUUUGCCCACGCUUAGAGCUCCCCGGGUUUGGUGCCGGAAUUAUAACUACAAGUACAGCUAUAUCUGGGCUAGCGAUAGAGCGGUUCAAGAUGCUCUUCAUAUCCGAGAGGGGACAAUUGAGAAGUGGGUAAGGUGCAAUAAGACUUUAUCAUACACAUACACUGUCACGGACGUCGUUGACAUACACAAAGAGCUCUUGGAAACGGGAUUUCGGGCGCUUAUUUAUAGUGGCGAUCAUGACAUGGUCAUCCCGUACGUGGGAACUCAAGCCUGGAUUGAUACGUUGAAUCUGACGAUUUCUGAAGAUUGGCAUGCGUGGUUCGUCGACGGACAAGUUGCCGGGUAUGCUACGCUGUAUUCUUACUUUCCAUCCCUUUUGACAUACGCAACCGUCAAGGGAGCGGGACACACGGCUCCAGAAUACAGGCCCGAGCAAUGUUUUGAGCUGAUUAAUAGGUGGUUCGAUUACUAUUACAUUUAAUUUGCAAUUGUAGCUCCCUUUGAGUUCGCCGAUACAUAUAAUAAGCAUCUCGUCGAUGCAAUAAAAUUUCCGGUGUUCCUAUUUGGCAAUGAUCUUGAAAUGGAUAUCCUCGCUCAUCCCUACGAAAUCCAUAUUAGAUUGAGCUCCUCGGGCAUUUGAUAAUGUGACACCUUCAAGUGUUUUGCUUACACGAAUGUGGUUAACGAACGAGUGGUAAUACCGCACUCGAUAAGUAACCGAUUAAGCAUACAACAUUUUACAUUUUUUUCAAUGCA
This is a messenger RNA of Syzygium oleosum, 2064 nucleotides long. Its product is annotated as serine carboxypeptidase-like 18. Gene Ontology annotation, biological process: secondary metabolic process; proteolysis. Gene Ontology annotation, molecular function: serine-type carboxypeptidase activity; acyltransferase activity, transferring groups other than amino-acyl groups. NCBI's taxonomy places the organism in Eukaryota, Viridiplantae, Streptophyta, Magnoliopsida, Myrtales, Myrtaceae. The transcript has 14 exons. Bases 389 to 1789 code for a protein of 466 amino acids. The record is from RefSeq and is a predicted model, not a curated record.